This is a messenger RNA of Arabidopsis arenosa, 1077 nucleotides long. The record is from the annotation of a GenBank genome assembly. Lineage: Eukaryota; Viridiplantae; Streptophyta; Magnoliopsida; Brassicales; Brassicaceae.
GAAACGCUUGUAGUUUUUAUGGGUUUAUGAGAAUGGAGGAGAAAGGUUUGAUCAAGCAGUUUUGGGUUGCGGUGGUGGCGGUUGCACUCUUGAUUCACGUCUCAGUCUCGGUUCCGUUCGUCGUGCUUCACGGAAUCACCGCUGCGUGUUCCGAUCCGACGAAUGCCAACUUCACACAGCUUCUCAUGAACCUCUCUGGCUCUCAAGGGUCAUGCUUAGAAAUUGGAGACAAUGGACAACUCACUUCAAUCUUCAUGCCACUUACACAGCAAGCUGAAAUAGCAUGUGAGAAGGUGAAGCAAAUGAAAGAGUUGACUCAAGGAUACAACAUUGUUGGAAGAUCUCAGGGGAACCUAGUGGCUCGAGGCUUGAUCGAGUUCUGCGACGGCGGGCCUCCGGUUUACAACUACAUAUCUUUAGGUGGUCCUCAUGCUGGGAUAUCCUCUGUUCCUACGUGUGGUGCACAGAUGCCCGGUCUCGUAUGUGAUGCAUUUGAUGCGCUACUCAAAGCAGAUGUCUAUAGCGAGUUCGUUCAGGAUCAUUUUGCUCCCAGUGGUUAUUUCAAAAACCCUAUGGAUAUGAAGAGGUACCUGGAAAACUCCAAGUAUCUGCCUAAGCUUAGCAAUGAGAUACCAAACCAAAGAAACUCAACUUACAAAGAUCGUUUCACCAGUUUACACAAUCUGGUUCUUGUCAAGUUUCAGAACGAUACGAUUAUCAUCCCAAAUGACUCAACUUGGUUCGGGUUUUACCCGGAUGGUCAGGUCGAACCCGUUCUCCCGGCUAACCAGACAAGGCUCUACACCGAGGAUUGGAUCGGAUUGAAAACAUUGGAUGCGGCUGGAAAAGUGAAGUUCGUGAGUGUACCAGGUGGACAUCUCGAAAUGGCAGAUCAGGAUGUCCUCAAAUACAUCGUCCCGUAUCUUCAGAAUCAAUCUUAGAGAAAAGACCCCAAUCAGCUAUUACUAAUUUAUGCAACUUGUAUUCCGUAUCUUUAGAAUCAAUCUUCUCCCGCUUAGUGAUGAUUGUAUCGAACAAGAAUCAUUACUUUUAUAUAAAUAUAAUCGAAUUAAUCAG